GAUGAACACGCCAAUACUGCGACUCCAUGUCGCCAUCCAGUCUCAAGCCUCGUCGCGUCGUGCGGCCGCAUGGCAACUCAUAACGCCUGCGCCUGUGUAGCCCAGGUUGACCAUAACGUCGCGCUCACGCCAUGAGGGCCGCGUGCGUCCAAUGCCGCGUGCGCAAAGUCCGCUGCGAUGGUUCGGCCCCUUGCUGUAGGCCAUGCGAACGCCUACGCUUUGACUGUUCUUUCCAGCAUGCCAGCUCUACCUCUGGUGGAUAUGCAGUUCAGCUUCCGCCAAAGAGGCGCGGUACCGAGGCCUGUCUCGAGUGUCGUUCUAUGAAAGCACGGUGCUCUAGAGAAUCUCCCAAGUGCGGCAAUUGCCAGAGAAGAAAUAGGAGAUGUACCUAUGCAUCGUCCUCGCGCUCAAAUUCCGCGCUGGAAAGCCCUGUCGCAAUCGACGCGGGCUCACGCGUGUCGCCUCAACAGUCUAGUGUGGCGAGUGAGUUUGCUCCAGCCCUUUCGGUGACGAGCGAUGUCACAUCGCCCUUGUCCACAAUCACCAGCGAGUCCUAUCUACCCGCAGCAGAGUUGAUACGCAGGUACUUUGACUGCUUAGCGCCCCUACCAUCCUUCGGUUUUCUCCACAGAGAAACUGUCGUCCAACGAUGCCUUGAUGGGUCCAUGGAUCUCUCUCUUAAGCUAGCCAUCUGCGCUCUUACUUCAAUGUACCUGGGCCAAAAUCACACACGCCGUAUGGAAUGGGCACAGGAAGCCGAGCGACUUAUGCUUGAAAGACUAGAAAGGCCUUCCAUCUUCUUGAUCCAGGCCUCACUGCUCAUAAUACGGUUUCGCGCUGCCAAUGGACAAUUCCCACGCGCCUUCAUCAUGGCGGGAUUGGCUGGACGAUGGGCCGUUGCCCUACGGCUUAACUACGAACAUACCGGGCUAGGACCAAUAGCCCAAGAAGUACGAAGACGUACAAUUUGGUCGCUUUAUCUGCUAGAAGACAGCUUCUGUGUGGGGCUAAAGGAGUUCGAACUGCUUUCUCCCGAAAUCAUGCAUUUGCAGCUACCGUGCGAGGAUGCAGACUUCAACGUCAGACGACCUGCCUCCACUGGCUUCUUGCAAUCAGGGAGAGGCAUCGAGCCGGAAAUACUUGGGUCGCGCGCAGCUUUCAUUAAAUUGGCUUUGAUUAGACGCGAUGUUAUGCGAUUCAAUCGCCGGAUAUGUGCGAAGGAGAUCACGCAGGCGGAACUCUUUACCUGCAUCGAACGUUAUCAGAACGAUCUGCUGCGCCUGCGUACUCGGCUUGCACCCAGCGAUCAGUAUCCGCGCACUUUACCCAACGAACUUCCUUGGCCACCCCAGUAUGCCCUACUUCAUUUGUCAUGGCACCAGUGUCAUUGCGACUUGUACCGUCCAUUCAUGCCCGACUACCCUGAGCUUGGGCCACAUGCCGCUUUGAAUGGAAUAUCUGAGCCUGACAGGAUAUUGAUGAGAGACAAGUGCUUGAGCCACGCUGAAGAGAUUGUGCGCAUACUUGCAGAUUUUAUUCAUCACAAGGAGGAACAGCACUUGCUAGAGCAUGAUGUUGCGGUCUGCACUUAUCAUGCUGCCAGACUGGUACUUUUCGGAACUCACAAUACUUCCCACGGAUCCGACCAUCAGACAAGAACGGCUUUGGACAAGGCGCAGCUGUGUCUCGAUGUUAUUAAGCAGUACUUUAGCUUCUCCGCCCAGCUCGAGUCGAUGCGGACAGCUCUUGAGACGGCGAUUGAGCAGCACAAAACGCGCUGGAAGCCCGCUGUUUCUGUAGAGACAACACCAAGAGACCCUGAUAUCUCUCGGGAUGCACACAACCGGCAGAGGCUCGCGAUUCACAGUCUUCUUCGCCAGUCCGAUUUUGUCGACGAUUCCCGUGAGGCAGCUCUCGAAUCACCAAACCAGACUGCGCCAAACGCUGUGCCUAUAGCCACCGAGGUCGUCGCCACCACGGAGCUACCCCAAGGACGAGUCGACUGGAAUAUCCAAGAUACUAUGUAUCCGCCAUGGAACUUUAUGCCUAAUGACCCAAGCUCACUGUAUGGAUUCCCUUUCGCAACUGGUAUGCUUGAUCUUGGUGGAAAUAUGCAACAAGGCACCGAACUAGUCGGUAGUCAUGACGAGCAGUGCAUGUACUAAAGCACUUCCUGUGCUAUACGAUACCCUUUUCGAUUCCCGGUCAUACUUGACAUUAUCAGUAAACAUCAUAGUCUAGGAUCACGUCAUGAGUUUGGACAUAUAUAAGGCAUCCGCUUGUACAGGACGUGACUUGCAGUGAACAGGG
Molecule: messenger RNA, 2310 nt
Organism: Paraphaeosphaeria sporulosa
Lineage: Eukaryota; Fungi; Ascomycota; Dothideomycetes; Pleosporales; Didymosphaeriaceae
Exons: 3
Coding region: 132-2165 (677 amino acids)
Biological process (GO): DNA-templated transcription; regulation of DNA-templated transcription
Cellular component (GO): nucleus
Molecular function (GO): zinc ion binding; DNA-binding transcription factor activity, RNA polymerase II-specific; DNA binding
Source: RefSeq, a predicted model, not a curated record